This is a messenger RNA of Raphanus sativus (radish), 1903 nucleotides long. RefSeq names its product 1,8-cineole synthase 1, chloroplastic-like. Bases 7 to 1839 code for a protein of 610 amino acids. Lineage: Eukaryota; Viridiplantae; Streptophyta; Magnoliopsida; Brassicales; Brassicaceae. Gene Ontology annotation, biological process: diterpenoid biosynthetic process. The transcript is spliced from 7 exons. Gene Ontology annotation, molecular function: magnesium ion binding; terpene synthase activity. The record is from RefSeq and is a predicted model, not a curated record.
AGUCGUAUGUCUCACCAACGAAUUAAUACUCUGAAGUGUAAACAAAUGGCUAGUUUGUAUAUGGCGUCUGCUCUUAUUUACCGAAAUGCUAUUACCCAUAAUAAUAACUUUCGUCUUCAACGCUACAUAUGCCGAUCCAUGACAAAAACGACGCCCGAUGAUGUUUCUGUUGAUGUCCUCCGUCGACGCUCCGGCAACUAUCAGCCUUCUCCUUGGGACCAUCGCUAUCUCCUCUCUAUCAAUAAUGAAUAUGCGAAAGAAGAGAAAGUGAAAGCUAGAGAUUUGUUGAAGGAAAAGGUGAGGAAGAUGCUUGAUGCCGAGACUAAGAGUCGUCUCGAGCAAUUAGAGCUCAUCGACGAUUUGCAGAAACUUGGGGUUUCAUAUCAUUUUGAGAUAGAAAUAGAUAAUAUUCUAAUGGAUUUUCAUCAUCAAAAUGGAAGAAGCGUCUGGACAUGUGAUCAUGAAGAAGAUUUACAAGCAACCGCACUCGAAUUCCGACUUCUUAGACAACAUGGUUUUGAUGUAUCAGAAGAUAUAUUUGAUGUGAUAGUCGACAAAAUUGAAAGUGAUACGUUCAAGAGUGACAAUAUAAAUAGUAUCAUCUCUUUGUACGAAGCGUCAUAUCUCUCCACAAAAUCGGAUUCUAAAAUGCAUGAUAUUAUAAGACCAUUUGCAACAGAACAAAUAAGAAAAACUGUUGGUGAUGAAACUUGCAACCUUGAGGUGCGUGAGAAGGCGAUUCAUGCGCUAGAAAUGCCGUACCAUUGGAGAGUGAGAAGGCUAGAAACGAGAUGGUACAUAGAUGCGUAUAAGAAGAAACAUGUCACGAAUCUUGUCUUGAUCGAAUUUGCCAAAAUCGAUUUCAAUAUCGUACAAAUUGCUCAUCAAGAAGAUCUUAAAUAUGUCUCAAGGUGGUGGAAGGAAACAUGUUUCGCUGACCAACUUCCUUUUGUAAGAGACAGAAUAGUCGAGAAUUAUUUUUGGACCGUUGGAUUAAUUUAUGAACCUCAAUUUGGAAAUAUACGACGGAUCAUGACUAUAGUUAAUGCACUUGUUACAACGAUUGACGACAUUUACGAUAUAUAUGGUACUCUUGAAGAGCUUGAACUUUUCACUGCCAUGGUUGAUAAUUGGGAUGUAAAUCGUCUCGAAGAUCUCCCCGAGUACAUGAGGUUGUGUUUUCUUACUCUGUUCAAUGAAAUCAACAGCAUUGGAUGUGACAUUCUCAAAUAUAAAAAUAUUGACGUCAUCCCUUUUCUUAGAAAAUCGUGGGCAGAUUUAUGUAAUGCAUAUUUAGUUGAAGCAAAGUGGUACAAAAAAGGAUACAAACCAAGCGUGGAAGAAUACAUCCAAAAUGCUUGGAUUUCAAUUUCUGCUCCAACAAUAUUGAUUCACUUUUACUGCAUUUUCUCUGACCAAAUAUCGGUUCAAAUCUUGGAGAGUCUGUCACAACACAGUCAAGAAAUUGUCCGAUGCUCGGCCACCAUCCUUCGUCUGGCUAAUGACCUUGGAACCUCGCCGGAUGAAUUGGCGAGAGGAGACGUUCUCAAAUCGGCCCAAUGUUACAUGCACGAGACGGGAGCAUCGGAGGAAGAGGCACACGCACACGUGCAGCAGAUGAUCUGUGAGACGUGGGAUGAAAUGAACUACGAAACAAAAACGGCACGGACUUCUUCGUUACUGUCUCGAGGUUUUAUGGAAGCCGCAGUGAACCUGGCACGCAUGUCGCAGUGCAUGUAUCAAUACGGCGAUGGUCAUGGUUGUCCCAACAAAGCGAAAACCGUUGAGCGUGUCAGGGCCUUGCUUGUUAAUCCAGUCCCGUUAGAUGGACUUGAAUAAAACUAACUUUCAUUUUCAAGCCAGUCUUACUUUAUGCAAUGGUUUAACUAAGCUUCGGGGAUUA